AUGCGCGGCGUCGCAAGCGCCGAGGAUGCCGACUUCGAUGCCCGCGUGGCGGCCAUGAAGACCUGGAUGGGCGCCGAGCGCUUCAAGUACACCACUCGCCCCUACAAGGUGGAGGACGUGGUGAAGCUCCAGGGCACCAUGCCCAUGUACUUCAACGGCGCCAAGAUCUCUGACAAGCUUUACAAGAUGCUCAGGGAUCACCAGGCCAAGGGAACCUGCUCCCACACUUUCGGCGCCCUGGACACCGUGCAGGUCACCCAGAUGGCCAAGUACCUCACGUCGGUUUAUGUCAGCGGCUGGCAGUGCUCCUCCACGGCCUCCACUUCCAACGAGCCGGGUCCGGACGUGGCAGACUACCCUUACGACACCGUGCCCAACAAGGUGGACCAGCUCUUCCGUGCCCAGCUUUUCCAUGACCGCAAGCAGUACGAGGAGCGCCGACGCAUGUCGCCUGAUGAUCGCGCAAAGCCGACUGUUGUGGACUACAUGAACCCCAUCAUCGCCGAUGCAGACACCGGCCAUGGUGGCAUCACCGCAACGAUGAAGCUGGCAAAGAUGUUCAUCGAGAAUGGUGCCGCCGGAAUUCACAUCGAGGACCAGAAGCCCGGCACCAAGAAGUGCGGCCACAUGGGCGGAAAGGUCCUCGUCUCCACCCAGGAGCACAUCCAGCGCCUCAUCGCGAUCCGCCUGCAGGCCGACGUGCUGAACUCGCCCUUGGUCAUCGUGGCGCGCACCGAUGCCGAGGCGGCCACAAUGAUCGACUCAAACAUUGCAGCUCUGAGCAGUUUGGUAAGGCGCGUUUCCGAGGUCUCUGUGGACAUUGACGAGUCCGAUUAU
This is a messenger RNA of Symbiodinium necroappetens, 837 nucleotides long. The record is from the annotation of a GenBank genome assembly. Lineage: Eukaryota; Dinophyceae; Suessiales; Symbiodiniaceae.